AAAAUGAUCGGCAAAAUCGAAAUUGAAAUCGGUUUGCACGAAUCAACCCGAGAAGCUUCUUCAAUCCUACGCAUCGAUCUCUCAUUUCUCCGAUUUGUUUCUUGCUUCCAUUUCCCUUUUCCUCUGUACCAAUCAUCUCCAAGAGAUCGUUUUUUUACCUUCAAUUAGGGUUUUUGAUUGUUCCAAUCCGAUCUCUCAGUUCCAUUAAGAUUGGUGAUGAAAUUCGAAGGCGUGAUAUGAAAAGCAUAUGAAAGACUUGAUGCCAGAACUUGCGUUGCGUGGGUUCCGAGAUAAUUGUUGAUGGAAAGAGAAACGGAGCCAAGUUUGUCUGAAAAUUCGAGAAGAAGCGAUCGAGAAGAUGUGAAGAUUAUAGAGUGGGAAGAAUUCGACCAUGAGCUAACGAGGUUAUGGAGUCUUUCUUCUGCUCUUAAAUUAGCUACAGAGAAGAAGCUAAGCCUGCAGCCCAAACUUGAGUCUCUUAUUCAGGUUAGUACUGAAUCAUUGAGACGCACUAAUGAACUUGAAGAAAUGCGUCAGAGGCUUGAAGCGAGAAAACUGUUGGUAGACAAGACAUCAAUUGCUUGCAAAGUUACUGAACAGGAUGUUAAAAAGAAAGAGGAUAAUCUUAGUACAGAAGUGAGAUCUUUGCUGGUAGGCGGCACAACUCUUUCCAUCGCCAAAAGCAAAUUGCAGGAGUCAAACUGCCAACUAGAAGGGGAAAAUGGUUAUGCACAUCUAAAGAUUGUAACGAAUAAGCUGAGAAAGAGGCAGCAGUACAUGGUAUCUCAAGUUUCAUUUAUAUAUCCCUUGAAGAUUGAGGCAGGACCUUCACAAGACCAAGAACUGGAAUCAUUUCCAGGUGGCAAUAGAUUAGGAACUAAGCCUCUUAGUCAAGGAUCCGUGAGAAUUCUGGGGUUGCCUUUUAGUAUGGCCCCAUUUACAAAGAUGAGCUUCUUCACCGACAAGAAAGAAGUUCAGAAGUUGGCAACUGCCCUAGGAUAUGUAGCCCAUGCUGUGUCCCUAAUAGCUCCGUACUUGAGAGUGCCUAUCCGGUAUCCUUUGCGCCUUGGUGGUUCCAAAACAUACAUUCGAGACUAUGCACCUUACAUUGAGCCUUCAUCAUCAGAAAUGUCUCUGAUUUCCACACUUGACCAAAAUUCCAAAUUCGUAGAGUUCCCUUUGUUUUUGGAUGGUCAAGAUACAACUCGAGCUGCCUAUGCUGUCUUUUUAUUAAACAAGAACAUCGAGCAGCUCUUGAACUUUGUUGGGGAAGAUAGUCUAGGACCACGUCAGGUUCUAGCAAACCUGAAGGAGCUGAUUCGAAUCAUCCAGUCUCCAGAUUAUAUCGAUUCUUUAUGAUGAUGGUGAUGAUGACGACGAAAAUAAUGAUGCUGAUGAAGAUAUCCAACACUGUUUUUCUCCUCAUGGAGAUCGAUCCAUUCUUCUCACACAGCUACCGGUGUCCUUUCUUCUUUUUUUCUUUUUCUUGAAUCAUCUCAAGUCACACUUUGUAGAGGUAAAAAAGGUCAGAUUAUUUAUUUCGUUAGAAAACUUUAUAGACAUGGAACUUCUCUUUAGGAUGAGACUCAUCUCUCUCUAAGUGUGAUGUUUUUUUUUGGUUUGGAGAGAGGGAGAAUAAACAAGAGCUAGCUUAUUAGUCUAUAAGCUAUAUACAGUUUUAAGUUCUAACAGCAGAUGUAUUAGUUUUUCGUUUUUGACCUUUUUCUUUAUUGUUGUAUCAUUUGAAAUAUGUUUGAAUUUGUUAAGUUAAUAAUAAUGAAUGAUGAGCCUGUUGCAUGAGU
Capsella rubella is the source of this 1802-nucleotide messenger RNA. RefSeq names its product UV radiation resistance associated protein. Gene Ontology annotation, cellular component: lytic vacuole; endosome. The record is from RefSeq and is a predicted model, not a curated record. Gene Ontology annotation, biological process: SNARE complex assembly. NCBI's taxonomy places the organism in Eukaryota, Viridiplantae, Streptophyta, Magnoliopsida, Brassicales, Brassicaceae. Bases 301 to 1359 code for a protein of 352 amino acids. Gene Ontology annotation, molecular function: SNARE binding. The transcript has 6 exons.